Maniola jurtina (meadow brown) is the source of this 1622-nucleotide messenger RNA. It is a transcript of the gene Cyp332a1, whose product is annotated as cytochrome P450 6k1-like. Gene Ontology annotation, molecular function: oxidoreductase activity, acting on paired donors, with incorporation or reduction of molecular oxygen; monooxygenase activity; heme binding. Lineage: Eukaryota; Metazoa; Arthropoda; Insecta; Lepidoptera; Nymphalidae. The transcript is spliced from 8 exons. The coding region runs from base 14 to 1501 and encodes 495 amino acids. The record is from RefSeq and is a predicted model, not a curated record.
UUCAAGCACAAGUAUGAUAGCAAAUUACAUAAUUUGUGCUGCGAUAGCUUGCUUUUUAUUCCUAUAUUUGUGUUCAUACAAAAGAUAUAAUUACUGGAAAAAUCGUGGUAUCCCAUAUGAUGAGCCUUAUUUCUUUUUCGGAAACUUAGGGUUUAUUAUGAGAAAAAGUGUUUGGGAUUUUUGUUUUGAAUUGAGAAAGAGGCAUCCGACGGAUUACGUUGGAAUAUUUUUGAGUUGGAAACCAGCGUUGGUGGUACAAACACCAGAACUUGCAAGACAGAUACUUAGAAAGGAUUUUGAGUAUUUUCAAGACAGAUCUGUAAAUUCCAACCCAACGGACCAUCUAGGUUGCUUAAACUUGUUUACUGCAAACAAUCCACUAUGGAAGAAUGUAAGAAAUGAGAUCACUCCCAUGUUCACACCUAUGCGUCUAAAGGGCAUUACUGAGCUUAUGAACUUUAACGCAAAAGAAUUGGUGCUGAGGAUCAAACAAGAUUACAUCGAUAACAAAAAGACGGUGAAUCUAAAGGAACUGUUUUCGAUGUAUAUAUCAGAUACAGUAGCUUACUCCGUUUUUGGAAUACGAGUCAGUGUUUUAAAUAACCAAAAUUCACCGUUGUGGUACAUAACAAGACACAUGGUCAAAUGGACAUUCUGGCGUGGCUUCAAAUUUAUCUCAAUUUUUGUCAUGCCUGCAGUAGCUGUUGUUCUAAGAGUGAAAUUUUUUUCUGAAGAAGCAGCUAACUAUUUAAGAAUGUUAUUUUGGAACGUUGUCGAAGAACGUAAAAAAAAUGAAAACGCUCACUAUAAAGAUUUGGUGAGUCACUUACUGAGUUUAAGAGAAAAAUUGGAACUACCAGCUAGUACUGAGGAAAUGGCUGAUGACAUAUUGGUGGCGCAAGCAGCUGCAUUCAUUUUUGGUUCAGUUGAAACUUCCUCUUCUGCUCUCAGUUAUUGUCUUCAUGAAUUGGCUUAUCAUCCGGAAGAACAGGCUAAACUUUAUAAUGAAGUCGAAAUGGCAGUAAAAGAAAAUGGAGAGGAUAUUUUGGACUAUAAUAAAUUGUUGGAACUAAAGUAUAUGACGUCAUGCAUUCACGAAACUUUGAGAAAAUAUCCUCCAUUAGGAUAUUUGGAUCGAGUUUGUCUGAAGGAAUAUAAACUAGAUGACCACGUCACAAUAGAAAAGGGUGUCCCCGUGUUCGUCAACGUACUUGCAAUACACUACGACGAGAAAUAUUUUCCUGAUCCGAUGGAAUGGCGGCCCGAGCGUUUCGAUUCUUACUCCGAGAGUGACAACCUUAACUACACCUUUAUUGCCUUUGGCGAAGGACCACGGAUUUGUAUAGGUAAAAGAUAUGGAAUGAUGCAAAUGCGAGCAGCUUUGUCUCAACUGAUCCUUAAAUACAGAGUAGAGCCAGCCGUGCCAUACUCUGUUACAACAGAUCCAAACUCUUAUCUUUUGGCGCCCAAGCAAAUCAGCGUAAAAUUUAUUGAACGUUGAAAAAUAUACCAGUGUAGUUAUAGAUUAGUUUGAUUGAGGAUCUGGCGAACAAAGCGGCAUAAUUACACUUCUGAUAAAAAUACUUUUAUUUCAAUAUCAGAAUGGACAAAACAGCCUAAAA